ACUGCAGAAAUAUCCUCACUCUAGGCUCGGCGAGCGCGGUGCACGCUCCACACCAAGUUCUAGCAAACACACAAGCCAACGUCCUGAAAUCGGUAAACUGUCCCGGAGGGUCAUACAUCAAAUUUCACUGCUGUAAAGCUGCCACUCUUCAUAUUUCCACUGACCACUGGCUCGCACAAAAUCAUCUAUUAUUCUCUUCUUUUUUACUAAUCAACAAUGAACUACAGUGGUACAGGGAUAACCUCGGCUCCACCGAAGGGAGGAGGACUAAGGUCCCACAGACAGGGUCACCAUGAUAAGAAAGAAGAUGGCUCUCUUACCGACCAAUUUGUGGAACUUGUAUCCUCUGGACAGGAUGAACGCAACUGGCGAGGCAUCGGAAUUGCUCUACUAGUUAUACUAAUAGUGUGUGCUUUGAUAGUGACAGCCGUUGUUCUUCUAACACCUGGUGACGAAGAUUCCCUAGUCAACAAUGAAAGACUCAACUUGGUAGAGAUUUUCAACGGGAGCUUCUCACCAAGGAGAUAUAAUGGAUCGUGGUUAACGGAAAAAGAAUUCAUUUUCCGUGAUUCCAAUGGAGCCUUGGUUUUGUUCAAUGCUGAAAGUAUCAACUCCUCUGUUCUUAUGUCCAAUAUAACAUUUAGACAAUACAAUGUCAAGAAAUACCUUUUAUCACAAGACAGAAAAUAUGUUCUUCUUACAUACGACAUUACAAAGAUGUUAAAAAAAGACUACAAUAACAUAAAGAUACCAUCUUCAUGCAAAUUACAGCCGAGCUGUCACUGGAAACGAGUAUUCCCCCUUGAGAAUGAUGAAGAACUUCUCUAUGCAGGAUGGGGACCAGUUAAUAAUCAACUGGUAUUUGUUAAGAAUAACAACAUUUAUUAUGUACCAAAUGUGGGAGCUGACUGGAUACAAAUAACCAAUGAUGGCAAAGAAGGGGAAAUUUAUAAUGGAAUUCCUGACUGGGUUUAUGAAGAAGAAAUUUUGUUCACAAACAUUGCCAUCUGGUGGUCAGAAGAUGGAAAGAAACUUUGUUUUGCAACUUUUAAUGACAGUAACAUCCACGAAAUGAAAUAUCCAUUUUAUGGAAAUUUUGGUGAUGAAAAUAAUAUUUAUCCCAAAAUAAUAAACUUAAGAUAUCCCAAGCCAGGUACUCCUAACCCUGAAGUAACACUUCGGGUUGUGGAGCUAAGUGACAGUCUUGUUCGCCCAAGAGAUAUUAUGCUACCUCAGGAAAUGAAGGAUGUGGAACAUUACUUCACCCAAGUGACGUGGAUUGACAGUACUCGCCUAGCAGUGGUGUGGCUACGUAGAUCACAGAACUACUCUGUAAUCAGUAUAUGUGAAGAAGAUAAAGGUUGGCAGUGUACAAAAAACAUAGAAGAAACAAGCAGAACUGGUUGGGUUGAUAUUUAUGAACGUCUAAUAAUCAGUGAAGAUAAGAAGUCAUAUUUUUUGCGUCUACCAGUAAAUGAUGGUUCCAAUGGAAAAUUCCGUCACAUUAUCAAAGUUGACAUUCUGAAUCAACAGAAGACAACUCUUACCCAUGGAAGUUAUGAUGUGACUAAUAUUCUUUCUCAUAAAGAAGACAUGGAUACAGUAUAUUAUAUUACUACAUUGGAAGACAAACCUGGGGAAAGACAUGUUUUUAGUGUCAAAGUAAUGAGUGCAGCAGCUAAACAGAGGUCAGACAUGUGUUUAACAUGUGAUCUUGGAGAUCAGUGUUUGUACAACAGUGCCAUCUUCAGUCCUGGUGCUAAGUACUACAUCCUGGAAUGUUUAGGACCAGGAAUUCCAAGGACUGAGCUACGACAAGUAAAGGAAAAUAAAUUACUUUUAGUUUUAGAUAAUAAUGAUGAACUGAGAGAAUUAUAUGACCAGAGAGCAAUGCCUAAAAUUCGGACAUUCAAAGUUCCUGUGAGUAAUGGCUAUAGUGCUAUUGUGCGAUUGUUUCUUCCUCCUGAACUACGUGAUGAUGAAAUCACCAAGUACCCAAUGCUGGUCUAUGUCUAUGGUGGUCCUGGCAGCCAGCUUGUCACAGAGAAGUUUGGAGUAAAUUGGGGAACUUAUCUUGCCAGCCAAAAGAGUAUUAUAUAUGCAAUGAUUGAUGGUAGAGGAAGUGGGAACCGUGGUGAAAAUAUCUUGCAUGAAUUAUAUAAAAAUCUUGGAAGUGUAGAAAUACAAGAUCAAAUAAAUGUUGCAAGAUAUUUGAGGAAUGAUUUACCAUUUAUUGACAUGGAAAAAAUUGCAAUCUGGGGGUGGUCUUAUGGAGGAUAUGCCACAGCUAUGGCUCUUGCUGCCGAUACAGGUGUUUUUCAGUGUGGAAUGUCUGUAGCUCCUGUUACUAAUUGGCGUUACUAUGAUUCUGUUUAUACCGAACGUUACAUGAAACUUCCUAAGGAAAACUUCAUAGGUUAUGAGAAGUCUAACUUACUGAAGAAAGCUGGAAAUAUCAAGGGCAAAAAAUAUCUUUUGAUCCAUGGAACAAGUGAUGACAAUGUACAUAUCUUACAAUCUAUGAUGCUCAUGAAAGCUCUUUCUGAAAAAGGCGUGCUUUUCCAAACUCAGGUGUAUGUAGAUGAGAAUCACUUUCUUCCCCAUGUUAAGCUACAUCUGUAUAGAACUAUGGAAGCUUUCCUUGAUCGCUGUUUUAACCUGAGCUCCACAGAGGAAAUAGGUCUUCAGAAAACUGAUAAGAAAGGAAGAUAAUUCAAUUACAUCUUAAUAUUCAAUAUCUUUAAGCAUUCAAACCCUACUAGAGAAAAAAUCCAUCUCAGAUUAUCUUGUAUCUUUUCUUAAGUGAUCUUGGAAAUUUGCACAAUCAAAUGUUUCCCUCUUCUCAUCUUUUAAGACCAGAAAUUUUUCAAGUAAUAUAGAUCUUAGACUAAUCUUUUACUUUAUUACACUACAGUAUAGGAAAAUCUUGAAAUCUAAAAGUGUGCCAAAUUAUAUUAAUUGAUUCCACUUAGUAAAUUAGUAAUCAACAGAAACUGAAGAAAGACACUAGAAGCUCAUCCAGGAUCGAGGGAUACAACUUCAUGUUUUACCAUUCCCUUGGUAACAAGUCAUAUCCUCAUCUCUUUGUUUCAUCACUACAUAAUAUGUAAAUACUUAAACAAAUCACUUAAUAUAUAAGUCAUUGUUUGUUUUUCAGCCAUCAG
Limulus polyphemus (Atlantic horseshoe crab) is the source of this 3164-nucleotide messenger RNA. RefSeq names its product prolyl endopeptidase FAP-like. Gene Ontology annotation, molecular function: serine-type peptidase activity; dipeptidyl-peptidase activity. NCBI's taxonomy places the organism in Eukaryota, Metazoa, Arthropoda, Merostomata, Xiphosura, Limulidae. Gene Ontology annotation, biological process: proteolysis. The transcript has 21 exons. The coding region runs from base 217 to 2712 and encodes 831 amino acids. The record is from RefSeq and is a predicted model, not a curated record.